Messenger RNA from Oryctolagus cuniculus (rabbit), 1990 nucleotides. NCBI's taxonomy places the organism in Eukaryota, Metazoa, Chordata, Mammalia, Lagomorpha, Leporidae. The record is from RefSeq and is a predicted model, not a curated record.
CGGGCCAGACCACCGUGCACCUGUGCCUGCCUGAGAAUAAACCGGCUGCGUGCUGUUUCUGCUUUGUUGUCUGGGGCGAGAGGCAGAGCCGUGGACCUGCGGUCACGCCAGCCUGGGGUCUCCUCCGUGCCGGGGCCAGCGCCUCAGGGGUCCUGCCAGGCUCGGCCCUGCCCACAGCAAGCAGCAAAGCCCCCAGUGGGCAGCCUGGGCAGGGCCCCUGAGCCCCUGCCUGCUCCUGGGGAGAUGCACCUCCCCUCCCACCAGCCAGGCUGCGGCCCCCUCCGCCGAGGCUCCCCAGGCGGUUGUGAGUUUGGGGUUUAGGGGGCUUGGACCAGGAGUCCUGGGGAGUUAGUUCCAGAACCUUUCUCCCAGCAGUUUUUUUAUUUAUUUAAUAUAAAAGAGAGAGAGACAGGCAUUUUGGUGUAGCGGGUAAAGCCACCACCCACAGUGCUGGCAUCCCAUACAGGCCCUGGUUCCAGAUCCAGCAGCUCCACUUCCUGUCCUGGAAAGGCAGCCAAAGACAGCCCAGGUGCUGGGGCCCUGCACCCACGUGGGAGACCCGGAUGGAGCUCCUGGCUCCUGGCUUCAGCCUGGCCCAGCCCGAGUUGUUGUGGCCAUUUGGGGAGUGAACCAGCAGGUGGAAGACUUCUCUCUGUGUCUCUCCUCGUCUCUAGCUCUGCCUUUCAACUAAAUAAAAAAUAAAUCAUUAAAAAAAAAAAAGGCAGAGGGACAAAGAACGUUCAUCCAUGGGUUCUUCCCAAAUACCCAUGACAGCCAGGCCGAAGCCAGGGGCCUUGAACUCCAUCCGGGUCUCCCACUGGCCCUCGGUACUGGAGUCAUCACCUGGGACACCCAAAGCCCAGCCCCUCCCGGCAGCUCUGAGCUCAGGUGACUGGUGGCCUGGUCGGGGCCGGGGUUGGAGGUGCUUGUCCCUCGUUUGUCUCCUGGGAAGCCAGCAAGGGGAGAGAGGUGACAAGGCCCACUAGACGUCUGGUCAGGCCCCGCUUAGGGCACCUGCGUCACCCCUGCAGUGCCGGUGGGGGCCACUCUGCUGUGGAUUCGGCUCCCUGCUCGUGCCGAGUGACGGCGGCUGAUGGCCCACGUCAGACCCAGAUUGAGAGCUGGGCUCCGGCUCCGGCUGAUCCGGCCUCCGUGCUGCAGGCUUCCGGGGGCUGAAGCAGUAGAGGGAACGUGCCUGUGUCUGCCUUUCCAAUGAGUAAGAAUGGAAGUCUUUCAAAAGGCGGACCGAAAGGGACGGGGAGCCCAGGACAGCCUCUGGAGCCACCUGCCUCUGUCUGGCAGACGGCGGCCUCAGGGCAGGGCGUCCACCGUCCCCCAGGCCCCUGGCUGCACCUGAGCCCCUCUGCCCACCCCAGAGUCCCUGAGGGAGUGCCCCCCCCGGGGGGGGGCCUGCACAGUCUCAUCCGUGGUGUCAGCAAGGAGAGUCCUAAUCCACUUAGCCAGGCAGGAUAAAUGCUCGGGCAGUCACCGCUGAGCCAGGGCCGCCGCCGCCGCUCCUGCCCCGCUGCGCCGCAUGAGGAGUCCAGCCUGGGACAAGAGAAUCCAGACACGAAGGGUCCUGCGGUGUCUCUGCCAGCCUCACCAUGAGCCUGGAGCCACCCAAGGCAGAGAUCCGCUCGGCCACCAGGGUGAUCGGAGGGCCUGUCACCCCCAGGAAGGGGCCCCCCAAGUUUAAGCAGCGGCAAACCAGGCAGUUCAAGAGCAAGCCCCCCAAAAAGGGCGUCCAGGGGUUUGGGGACGACAUCCCCGGCAUGGAAGGCCUGGGAACAGACAUCACCGUCAUCUGCCCCUGGGAGGCCUUCAACCACCUGGAGCUGCACGAGCUGGCGCAGUACGGCAUCAUCUAGUGCCAGACCCCGGCCAGGCCUGGGCCACCCCCCUGCCUGCUUCCAACCCCACCCAGGAUUCCUGUAGAGGAGCCCCCGCCCAGCCCAGAUGGCACGUGGAGGGGGGCAGUGACCUCCGGCCU